GUAAAUUCUCGUAAUCCUAGAAGGCCACCUCCUAGCUCAGUCAAUACAGGAGGCAUAACUGAGAUCAUGGCUGAAGGAGGAGAGCUAGAAUUUGUCAAGAGAAUCAUUCAUGAUAGCUUGCAACUUAAAAAAAGAUUACGGUGGUAUAGUUGUAUGUUGGGAAAGAAAUGCAGCUUGGCACCAUUGAAAGAAGAACUACGAAUCCAUGGAGUCCCUAAGGUCACCCACACUGAAUUCUGCCAAGGUCGUACUAUGCGGUGGGCCCUAGCUUGGAGCUUCUAUGAAAAUGUCAAAGUUCCAUCACCUCCUUCUAAGAAAAGGAAACUAGAAAAACCUCGGAAACCAAUUACAUUUCUCGUCUUGGCAUCUACAGCCAAAGAGUUAGCUAUGAAAGCAUCAUCUGUAGGAAUCAAUGCUGUGGAAGGACUGGGAGUUGUUGCAGCAUGGAUUAGAAAACUCCUCACCGACCUGAAGGUUCAGCAUAAAACUCUUCCCUGUGGAAAAGAUGAGGUCAGCUUGUUUCUGACAGCUGUGGAAAAUUCCUGGAUUCACUUAAGGAGAAAAAAGAGAGACAGAGUCAGGCAACUGCGUGAACUUCCUCGAGCAUCUGAAGAUUUCCUGCAGCCAACAGAAGAAAAGAAUCAGAAAACAUCCAGCAGCAUCUCUGAGUGUGAAGGAAACACAGAUGGAACUACUGAAAAAUCAUCUGUGGAACUUUGUCAUGACGUUGAGUCACCAGAGGGUGAUGGACUCAAUAACGUACCUGCAGUUCAAGAGGAAAAUGUCCAGGGAUGCACUGAGGAAAGCAGCAGCACAGAGGAACUACCGUUUAUUUCAGAAUUCAAAGAUUCCAGUAAUCAAAAGGAAAGGACCAAGGCCUUUGCUACUGAUAUCCUGGCUCUUGAAACUGGACAGAAUGAUAGUACUUCAGGGGAAUGGUUCCUUUUCAAGUGUGUGUUAAUUGUGAAGAAAGAAGGCCCUGAUAUUUUAGUAGAAAUGCAUUGGAUUGAUGGACAGAACAGAGACUUAAUGAAUCAACUGUGUACCUACCUAAAGAACCAGAUGUUUCGCUUGAUUACAACUUAAGGACAUGUGGAUGUAUGGAGGAAUUAUCCUUAUUUUUGUAAUCUUUUAUAUUUAAUAGCAUUCAUAAUGGUAUCUCUUUUAAAGGUAAUAGUUUCUAAAAACUUCUGAAACAUGAAGUUUGAGGGAUUUAUGAUUACUUAAAACAAAAAAUUAAUUCUGCUCACUUUCCAUUGAAAUCAUUCAGAUUAGUUAUAACUGUCUUUUCCUACUGAUUUCAGUGAGUCAUAAAUGUAACUAGCUUAGACUGGAUCAGUCUCCCUAUAAUCAUCACCUUUGUGUAAUAGAUUUUUAGCAUUUUUGUUUCAGCCACAUAUGAAAGAGCAGCACUGUAUUAUAAUUAAAAAGAAACUGUUGUGAAAUUGUUGUCAGCUUUUCCAACUGCUCAGAAAUUGCUUUAUAUCCAUAUCUUGCCCUCCUUGACAGAAGUGCUCCCACAUAUUGGAUUGCUAAUAAAGCAAUAAUAAUCUCCUCAGCUAUGAAAGAACAGAGGUUGGGCAAAAAUGCCUCUUAGAUUCUUUUGCUAUAGAAUUGAGAAAACUGUACCUUUUGUUCUCUGGUGUAUCUUGAUAAGUUUUAAACAUAAAGUUGUAGUGCUCAGUUACUGAAAGCAGAAUCCAAGGUUUGGAGUGCCUCAUUGUUAUAAUAAUUUAUUGCAAGGGUGCAAAAUAGGUGGUCAGUGGGUCAGGCAGAGCACACUAAUAUUGCCUUUGUAAUCCUCUAGACUUGGCAAGGCUAAUAAUUUACCCCAUUUGGGGGGGGGGGAAUUUGAGCAAAUGUAAGGGAUAAAAUGGGAAUCUUACAAAGACUUACGAUACCCAUUUCACCCUUGAGACCCCCCUCCCCCCCAACCAGGCCCGUUUUGGUUCCUGGCCUUGUUUAUUUUGGAGCAAAGUCCUCAACUUAUGAACAGAGCCUGAUGUAAUCCUCAGUCCAAAUGAAAUUGUGUAUUAAGUUUUAGUUACCCAUUUGUAUGGUAUGAAACAAGUCAGUUGUAAUAUUAGGAGUAAGGUUUAGUGAACUCACUGGCCUUACUGAGGGAUCAUAUCUCACUUAAUAUGCUAAGACAUGAAAGAGCAUUUUACAAACAAGUUUUCAAAUUAAUAACAGUAUGAAUCACUGUAUUUUCAUAUCUAUGGAAGAACCAUGAGAAAAGUAUCCACAAAAUAUGCUAUUGCAAUUAAAAUCCAGAAGAUGAAACAUUUUGCUGAAGGUGUAGUGCAAAUGGUACUUAUUUAAAGUAUGAUUGGUGGAUAUAUAUAAAUUUAGAACUGUGCUGAUGUGGUAAAAAUCCAAGUGAAAUUAGCUGUAAAUUAUAUGUGAACCUUUUGACCUUGUUAGGUAAAGUUAAAUAUUAAAAAAGAAAAAAAUAUAUAAACAGUUUGCUUACUGACUGCAUACUAAUUGAAAAUCCUUAGAAACGACUGAGGAAUUGCAAAGGCUUGUCAUAUACAGUUAAUAUCUUAUAAACAAUUAUUGAAUGAAUUGAAAAUUAAAUCAUUUUAGAGAAUUGACAAACAUGGCAAAUAUUGGGUGUUAAAUGAAUCUAUCCAUGUUAAAAAGUUAAGUCAAGAAGUAUUUUAUAUGCUGAAUAUCAUGAAGAUAUUUGUGUAAUAAGCUAACUUAUUAAGUUAUAUCUUUAAUAAGUUACCUUAUAGCCAUAUAUAACAAUUUAAUCUAACUGACCCUCUCUUUUUGUAUGUAAUGACUUUUUUUUACUUCAUAUAAUACAUUUUUAAUAGUAACUGCUUCUUCCUCCCAAUGAAGAAGUCAUGUGUUUAUGCUUUCUACCGCCAUCUGGUGCACAUUUUGUGCAAUUGUGACUGUUUACUGUAGUUUCCUUGUUCAGUGCUUGCCAUCUGGUUAUCAAAGUAUGCAACUUCACUAAGUUUGUCCCAUUCUGCUGCCAUCUGACUGCUAGCCUUGUCUUCUGCCAACUACAGUCUUCAAAGAACUGUACCACAAGCACAAAUCAUUGAUACCCACUUUUUGAGAAAGAUAUCCACAAAUAUAACCUCUCCUUCAGUGCAGCUGCUUAUCAGGGAAUUAGGGUCUUUUGCAGCCAAUAUCAUAGACUGCUUGGCCUUAUGCCUCAUCAAAUGGAGAGGAAUUAAUUAACGUAAUUCAAAUGCUCCUUUGUCAGUUUGCAAGAGGUACUUGGAUCGUCAUUGCAAAGUACCAGCCAGUACCAAGAAGUCAACUCCAGCAGUGAAAUGGUGCCAAUGUACUCCAAAUUAUUUUUCCUGAUUCUUUUUGGCUGGUUUGAUCUAGGAAGAGGGUGGGGGGAAUCGACAAACACCAAAUGCUUGCAUAUUCUUCAGUGAGCCUGUCAGGCCAUACAUUGCAGGGGCCAUGAAUAAA
Messenger RNA from Python bivittatus (Burmese python), 3444 nucleotides. The record is from RefSeq and is a predicted model, not a curated record. Lineage: Eukaryota; Metazoa; Chordata; Lepidosauria; Squamata; Pythonidae.